This is a messenger RNA of Betta splendens (Siamese fighting fish), 2730 nucleotides long. It is a transcript of the gene asb4, whose product is annotated as ankyrin repeat and SOCS box containing 4. The record is from RefSeq and is a predicted model, not a curated record. The coding region runs from base 173 to 1567 and encodes 464 amino acids. The transcript has 6 exons. Gene Ontology annotation, molecular function: protein binding. Gene Ontology annotation, biological process: intracellular signal transduction. Lineage: Eukaryota; Metazoa; Chordata; Actinopteri; Anabantiformes; Osphronemidae.
GCUGCUGCCCGUCAGCUGCAGCCCUCCCUCCCUCAGCCCUUUCUAUUUAUAUUCAACCUCAUUUCGCUCAGGGCCAUUUCUCCCCUUCGACCACUCUCUCCUGGCUCUGUUUUCCAACUCUAACUUCCUUCCUCACCCAUGGCUGGGGUUGAGGGGCUCUUCGACCGCGGGCAUGCUUCCUUCUUUAAUUAUCGCCCUUCGUGCCUUCGUCUCCAAUCUCCUCCACGCUGUGUGGAGGACGGUAACGUGUGAACCAGCAGCUCUGCCAGUGCCAGGCCGUCCUCUCUGGAAGCCAAUGGAGCUGAGCUCCAGACAACUGGCGGUACAGAAGCUGAAGCGGCGGUUCCUGGAGGCCCUGCAGGCCAACGACGCCCAGGAGGUCCUGGAGGUUUUACAUACUGGCAAACUAGACAUUGACACCGUGUUGGAGGUAGAAGACCCCAGCAUGGUCCUGGCCUCAUACAAACAAGGUUACUGGCUGCCGGGCCACAAACUGGAGAGCUCCUGGGCGAUGGGCAUUCACGUGUGCGUGAUGUACAACGCUCUGGAAACAGCCCUGGUGCUCCUCCAGGAAGGCGCGGCCGUCAACCGGAUGCCGAACGGCAAGACGCCGCUGCACGUGGCCUGCGAGGUCUCCAACGGCGACUGCGCGGCCCUGCUCCUGGCUCACGGGGCCAAGAUCAACAGCCUGUCCCUGAGCGGCCACACGCCGCUGCACUACUGCAUCACCAGGGAGUCGGUGGCCUGCGCCGAGCAGCUCAUCCUCCAAGGGGCCGACGUCAACGUGCGCGGCCACAACAACGAGGAGGACACGCCGCUGCACGCAGCGGCCCGGUUCGGGGUCCCGGAGCUGGUGGCCCUCUACCUGAUGCACGGAGCGACUGUGGACGCGCUCAACUCCGCCCAGGAGACGCCUCUGAUGACCGCAGCCUUCUGGGCGUACGACAGCAAGGAGCAGGUCUACAGUGAAGACCACCACGUCGUCUGCCGCAUCCUGCUGGACCACCAGGCAGAGACAAACCUCCAAGAAGAAGACCACAAGACGGCGCUUCACAAGGCCGCCUGGAACUGCGACCACGUCCUGAUGCAGAUGCUGCUGGAAGCCGGAGCGGACGCGCGAGCCAUGGACAUCAACGGCUGCGCUCCCAUUCAGUACGUCCUCAAGGUCACCGACGUCAGGCCCAUGGCCCGACCUGAGGUCUGCUUCCAGCUGCUGCUCAACCACAACGCAGCGCGGAUCUACCCGCCGCAGUUCCACAAGGUGCUGCAGUCCUGCCACGAUUAUCCCAGAGUCAUCGAGGUCAUGGUCAAUUCUUACGAACAUAUAAAGCCCACAAGGAAAUGGAGAGCUGCUAUCCCCGACGACUGCUAUCAGCGACAUAAGGACUUCUACGACUCCGUGUUCGCCAUGUGCAGCACCAGCAGCCCUCGCAGCCUGCUUCACCUGAGCAGGUGUGCCGUCAGAUCCAGCCUGGGUGGGCUCUGCCACACGGGCGUCGCACAGCUGCCUCUGCCGUCUCCCAUGAGGAAGUAUUUGUUACUGGAGCCUGAGGGCGUUUUGUACUGAUGGGAGCAAUGCUCAAAACGUCACCUGGCGUCUAGUGUUCGAACCCUGUUUCUCUGCCGGGUCAGUGGACGGAUUUCUUUCCGGGGUUAAUCUUGCACCAGUUGACUGCGACCUUCUCCAUCACUCUUGCUGCUGUACUCCAGGGUCUCCACACCUGCCUGGCAACCGGCCAUCGCGCUCGCUCUCAGGCUCGUAGGGGUCUGUUUACAGAAAAAAACACUUCACACAGCUCUCCACUGAAAGUGGUUUCAUUUUCAAAUGGCUGCACAUCCAGCCGCAUCAUUAGACCAAUGCCAUAACUGAAACUCUAACCCUAGAAACUCAGGAACAUAAGCUGUUAUGUGUUUCUAGUGAUGCUAAACUAAGCUAUGGCAGGUAAUGACUAAAACACGUUGUAGAGAGGAAAUGAGCUGAGUCAGACAGUCAGAGAUAGAUCUUACUUGAUUUACCUAUUUAAUUAAAACACCAACUGCAAGUACGGCAACGUCUAAACAUUACAUUCACUAAAGAGAGUGAGUCAAAUCACUGGGAGGUGAGAGAGUUUUAUUUCCUACAUUCACUGGUCCUUUAGUGGUGAACCAUGACAUCAGUACAGUAACACUUGGCCUUAGAGAGAAACAUUUGCAAAGCAUAAAAAGCAUUGAAACCUCUGUGAGCUCGCAAAUCACAAAACGUAAAAGGGUGAAAUACUAUCAUUGCAAUCAUAAAACAGUGAGGUCUCAAAUAUAAAUCGUUAAGUGUGAAAUUAUGAUUGGUUUAGAAUGGUUGAAAGGAUGUUGUCUCAGCAGCUGUCUUGUUCUCAGAUGUGUUGCAUCACUGAGGCACAGUAGCUGUUUUCAUGUACACUGCUGGUUCAGAAUGGCUCCUGUAUUUACCCACAUAUGUUAAACAACACUGGAACAUUUCAGCCUUUGUGCCAACAACCUGGUUCUGGUUCUUAAUAGUUCUGCAGUAUGUUUUACACAAUCUGUGCAGCAGACUGUACAUUGAUAUGGAAUGUCGGAAAAAGAAAGCAAGCACUGGUGCAGUGAAGCAUCUUGCCUGCUGUUGUUUAUCAGUUUAGACUUUACUUUAUUUGAAAAACUGAUUUCAGAUCCAAAGGUGCAAUGUUCUGUUGUUUAAUAUAUCGAGGUGUAAAUCACAAUAAAAGACGUCAUUCUGAA